AUGAAUCUCUUUGAGGCAAAGUCGAAGUGGCUCUUGAUUGCUGUCUUCUACGCACUGAUCAACGACAGUUUGAACUGCACAUUCAGAAGUGUGACAGACAAUUUCAGCGCAUCUCUAAAAGGGAUUUACAAUGUCACCACUGAACAAGAGUGCUUGAGUAAAUGCUCUGUCGACCCGGAGUGCACCUUUUUGACUUAUUACGAGGGUAGAUGCGAAGUUUUUGAAGACGGUGAUGACGUUCAGGAUCUAGCGUCUGUCAGCAAAGCUUUCUCAUACUCAUUUGAAGAGCAUGAAACAUCUUGCCCAACUACAAUUGUAUCAAAACCGCAAAACUCGAGCAGGCCCAGUACGGCACCAAACUCAAUCAUGCACUGCAAAAGCUACCAUAAGCUGAUGUUUUAUGGGACUUUCAUCCUGACGAAGAAAAACUUGUUGGAGACACCGGGCAGUCCACGUGGUUGCAAUCCUGGAAAUGUGCCUGAAAACUGCAAUUGCACGUUCAAGAAGGUGGAUGAAUCAAAUGGGCGCUUAACCGUCACUGAUUAUGUGCUAAACCAACCAUGGACAUGGACUGUUUGUGGCGAUUAUAACGGUGUGGACGCACCGAACGCCAUUGCAGAGUACAUAUGUACGGAAACAGGCCAAUACGUCUAUGUGGUUGACAACGAAACGGGAGCAAAUCCCCAGUUUCCGGACUUUGUUGGCCUAGAACGUAUUAAAACCUCGCCCAUUUUCUAUGUGGGCGAAGUAUACUGCAAAUCUCCCUGA
Molecule: messenger RNA, 768 nt
Organism: Cylicocyclus nassatus
Lineage: Eukaryota; Metazoa; Nematoda; Chromadorea; Rhabditida; Strongylidae
Source: the annotation of a GenBank genome assembly